Molecule: messenger RNA, 652 nt
Organism: Symbiodinium sp. CCMP2456
Lineage: Eukaryota; Dinophyceae; Suessiales; Symbiodiniaceae
Source: the annotation of a GenBank genome assembly
AUGUUCUGUGAACUGUCAUCUGCCACGCUGUACAUGACAUGGCCUUCUCAUGGGCUUUUGGCUUCCACAGCCGCUUCGUGCAAAGUCCCGUGGCGCUGCUGCAAGGCCAUGGCCAAGGGCUUGUUGGCCGCUUCUUGGGAUGCAGGCCCAACGCUGCUGGAGCCUGGAGAUCUAAGGUUCAGUCGUUUCCAUGCGACAUCGCUUGCUUCGCUGGAUGAGGCACGUGCUGCCUCGGAGGCAGUGGCUGCACUUCUCCCUAGGCGCCGCAGCGCUCAAGACUGGCUUGGCAACCAUGAUGCAGGCUUAGUCCCGGCAUGUGGCAGUCGUGCUGUGCCUUCGCGACGGGGCGACAUCGGCACUUCUUUCCUGGGCUCUGCCAAAUGCAGGGACCACCGCAGCAAAACUUCCAGCAGGGCCAGGGUCCGCCGCAGCAGGGUGGCUAUCAACAGCAGGGCGGCUAUCAGCAAGGCUAUCAGCAGCAGGGAGGAUAUCCGCCAAACCAGCAAGGAUACUACCAGGGGCAGCCCGGGCAACCAGGUUACCAGGGUGCCCCGCCGCAGGGUGCAGCCAGGAGCCCGUCAUCUGGGUCGAAGGCCGCGCUUAUGGCAGGUGUCAUGUCCCCGUUUGGCAUCGCCAUCAUCGGAGCCGGCCU